This is a messenger RNA of Peromyscus californicus insignis, 1629 nucleotides long. It is a transcript of the gene Mip, whose product is annotated as major intrinsic protein of lens fiber. The record is from RefSeq and is a predicted model, not a curated record. Gene Ontology annotation, biological process: transmembrane transport. Gene Ontology annotation, molecular function: water channel activity. Lineage: Eukaryota; Metazoa; Chordata; Mammalia; Rodentia; Cricetidae. Gene Ontology annotation, cellular component: apical plasma membrane; plasma membrane.
CCAGGGGGUUAUUAGGGACCCAGGCACUGUGCCCACCCCCCACUGCCAUGUGGGAACUUCGGUCUGCCUCCUUUUGGAGGGCCAUAUUUGCUGAGUUCUUUGCCACGCUGUUCUAUGUUUUCUUUGGGCUGGGAGCCUCACUGCGUUGGGCCCCGGGACCCCUUCAUGUCCUGCAGGUGGCUUUGGCCUUUGGCCUGGCCCUGGCUACAUUGGUGCAGACGGUGGGUCACAUCAGCGGAGCCCACGUCAAUCCUGCAGUCACUUUUGCCUUCCUUGUGGGCUCCCAGAUGUCCUUGCUCCGCGCCUUCUGCUACAUGGCAGCCCAGCUUCUGGGAGCUGUGGCUGGAGCAGCUGUGCUGUACAGUGUCACCCCGCCGGCUGUCCGAGGAAACUUAGCACUCAACACGCUGCACGCUGGGGUCAGCGUGGGCCAGGCCACCACUGUGGAGAUCUUCCUGACGCUGCAGUUCGUGCUCUGCAUCUUUGCCACAUAUGACGAGAGGCGGAACGGCCGCAUGGGCUCUGUGGCCUUGGCGGUUGGCUUCUCCCUCACCCUAGGGCACCUCUUUGGGAUGUAUUAUACAGGUGCAGGGAUGAAUCCUGCCCGCUCGUUUGCUCCAGCCAUCCUCACCCGGAACUUCAGCAACCACUGGGUGUACUGGGUGGGCCCGAUCAUCGGAGGGGGCCUGGGCAGCCUCCUCUAUGACUUUCUCCUCUUCCCCCGGCUCAAGAGUGUUUCUGAGAGACUGUCUAUCCUCAAGGGAGCCAGACCCAGUGACUCCAGUGGACAGCCCGAGGGUACAGGGGAACCUGUAGAACUGAAGACUCAGGCCCUGUGAAAGAUCCAACUGGGGAGAGGAGUGGAAUGCUUCUGGGUUUCAAGGAGGGGCCGAGCCAGCCCUUGGAUGGAGAAAGAGACUGUGGGGAGGGGCAUGUACUUCUUUAUUUUUUAACUUAUGUGUGUUUUUCAUUUUUCUCUUUUGCCGUGUGAAAUCUUUCAAGUUGCAUUCACGAUCUGGUUGGUGCAAACUUCCCUUCCUCCCCACCCCAGCUCCCUUCGCCGUGCGUGCGUGACUGUUCAUAUGAAUGUGGCUGCGUGUGGCUGCGUCUGAGUUUGGGGACACGAAAGCUAGGGAAAGAAAAAGAGGUGUCGACAUGUUAUGCCCCUCCCCCAGCCCAGUUCGGUGACCGCAGAGAAUCCAAGACCUUAAGUCUCCGGCCUUUACCCUGCUUCCCGUCAAGUGUGUGGAUCUUGAUUUUUGAAGGAUCAGGGGAGAGGGGAUUCACUCCUCUCAGGAAGCAGACAGACAGAAAGGGGGAGGCAAGGCAUUCCAGGGAUUGGGAGGAUGGAUUCAGGGAGGUGGGUGGAAGAGGAAUUGGAGAUUUUAUUUCCAGAUCACUAGGCAAAUAAACCUAAAAGCUUUGAGGGAGUUGAUGGGAGAAUAUAGCCUACUUAUCUCAGGGAUACUUGCCCCAGAGACUGGGGCAGAAGGAGCUCUGAGAAAAGUAAACAGGGGGCUUGAGUUGUUCUGUAAAGCCACAUAAACCUGUCUACAUCCACUGGCUGGGUUGCGUGUUCAUUCAGAGGCCUUGGACCGGAGGGACCUUCCAACCGAAAUAGGGGUUGGG